CAGUAUGAGAUACCUGGCUGUGGUUGAAGAGUACUACGCACUCUUUGUUGCCAUAGGGAUGGCAACUAUUGGGACGCUAAUUUUUGCAGCUGUUUAUCGGUGUAAUGUGGGUGAUACUGUUGUUGGAGAUAGCGCUGUCUAUCUGGAUCUUCUACAGUAUCGAGCCUAUAAAACAAUCUGUUCGCCCUGCUCUAUUUGAACUCAUGAGAACUUACGAAGAAACACAGGGAAACAUGCAGUUCGACAAAAUACAGUACAAUUACGAGUGUUGCGGGGUAGAUAACCACCUAGACUGGGUGAACACUACAUGGGGACAAGAACACGUGGGUUUGUUGCCAGGAUCCUGCUGUCACACCAUGUUACAAACUUGUGACAUUUCCACUACCAACUUCGCUCAAACUGGUUGCUACGAGUACGUGAUGAAUUACGUUGAUUUCACUUACAGUGUGGAUAUGACCAUACUGCUCUUCAGCGGGUUUGCGCAGGUUGUGGGUAUAAGCUUGUCUUACACAUUAACUCGACUAAUCAGAGAGUAUGAAGUUGCCAAAGACGACAAGUAACUCAUCAGAUAAAUACAACAACAAUGGAUUCCAUACAAUACGAUGAUCCACAUUCCAUAUGCAUACUAACAAUUUGUUGAAAUUAGUAAAUCUUGUGCCGGCACAGAAUUAAAAAAAUUAAAAUGCCGUUUUGGUUUGUUUCUGAUCUUUUUUUCGUUAAACAUUGAUUAUUUGAAUUGUCGUUUUGAUUUUUAGCUAAGUUUGGUAUAAGUAUCAAAAGAUCAUAUUUUAUACAUUCAAAUAUGAAAUACUGAAAUAUAUGUAUUACAAUUUCUAAUGAGUAAAAUAAGGUAUAUUGUUCAG
Messenger RNA from Bolinopsis microptera, 863 nucleotides. RefSeq names its product tetraspanin-7-like. The record is from RefSeq and is a predicted model, not a curated record. Gene Ontology annotation, cellular component: plasma membrane. The transcript has 6 exons. NCBI's taxonomy places the organism in Eukaryota, Metazoa, Ctenophora, Tentaculata, Lobata, Bolinopsidae. The coding region runs from base 105 to 560 and encodes 151 amino acids.